Messenger RNA from Panicum virgatum (switchgrass), 1242 nucleotides. Its product is annotated as U11/U12 small nuclear ribonucleoprotein 25 kDa protein-like. The record is from RefSeq and is a predicted model, not a curated record. Gene Ontology annotation, biological process: mRNA splicing, via spliceosome. Bases 229 to 750 code for a protein of 173 amino acids. The transcript has 4 exons. Gene Ontology annotation, cellular component: U12-type spliceosomal complex. Lineage: Eukaryota; Viridiplantae; Streptophyta; Magnoliopsida; Poales; Poaceae.
UCUUUCCAAUCGGACGGCUGAGCGCUACCGCGCGUUUUGGGACACUGAUAUUGGGACCCACAUGUCGGCCUCACGAUUCACGAAUCUCAGCAUCCACCACCGGACCGCCCUUUUGCCCCUUCUUCUAGCUCCGGCCGAGCUCGCCGCCGCUGCCGUAGUUGGGGCGAAUUCGGCCACGGAGCUCCGUUGCAGCGCCCGAGGAAAUCGUUCCCUGCGGCUGCGGGGGCUAUGGAUUCGGGCUCUGGGAAGCCCGAGGAGGUGGCCGCCUUCCAAAACAGCGAGGCCAAGCAGGCGAGGCUGCAGUCCAUGCUCGCCGCGCUCCUCGACGACCCCAUACUCGCGGACGUCCCCAGGAAGCCCUCCCUCGCUGACGUCGACACGCUGAUAAACCUCGAGCUCGGGAGCGCCAUGAGGGUGACCGUUGUCAAGUUGGACAACACCUCCUUCGAUGUUGCGGUGUCGAAUGCUGCCACGGUCAAGGAUUUGAAGCUAGCUAUCAGGAAGAAGAUCAAUGAGAUAGAACAAGAGAAGAUGGGGCAUCGUCACAUCUCGUGGAAGCAUGUAUGGGAUAACUACUGCUUGACACAUCAUAAUGAGAAGCUGGUAGAUGACAGUUCUGCACUUUCUUCCCACGGCGUCCGAAAUAACUCUAAGGUCUGCUUCUCACCACAUAUCAUGUCCAGAGUGCACCGGAAGCACUCUAGAAGAAGAAAACACCGCUUCUUCCAUGGUCUUAGCAAAAAACUGUGAUCACACCUCGUGAAUUUAAAGCUAGAGAAGCAAGCUGGCGCCAAGGCAUGAUGAACAUCAUCGUUUUCUCAUAAAAAUAGUGUGGUCACUUCUGAACUGAUAGGUUCUUGGGAUGUAUUACAGUGAUUUUUCAGUUUAACCGUCCGGGCUACACCUGUUCUAUAUUUCUCUAGAAGUCAGAGAAAUACACAAUCCACUCAUGUCUUGAACCUAAAGCAAGUAACAUUAUAGCCUUUAUGCGGAUCAGCAAAAGUAUGAUAUUCUGAACUGGAGGUGCGGUCACUUCAGAACUGAUAGUGUUUGAAAAGGUUCUAGCUAGCUAUGUUUGCAACGCAGGCCAUCAUGCAUGUAUUCUUGUUUAAGAGCUGUUCUGGUCGUGUAAGUUGUUGGAAAGUGAUCUAGUAAUUUUCACUUUAAUUGACUAGGCUAGGAGAGCGCCUGUAUAUUUGUCCUAGAGAAGUCAGUGAAAUGCAUAAUCAGACUCGUGUCUCA